CACGAGGCCUUUCUGGAAGAGCGGAAGAAGGGAAGAAAACAACAACAGCAGCAGCGGCGGCAGCCCUCCCGCGAGGCGACGAUAGCUGACGAGAAAAGACAACACAGCGAUUUAACGACACCCUGUCCGGUAUCACGAAGUACCGGCUGCUCUUGUACGGUUAACACAGCCGUUAUUGUUUACAUUUAACAACAACAUGUCGGGUAUAAUGAGGCUAUUCGGCGGCGGGGGGAAGAGUGGAAAAGCGCCGACACCUCAGGAGGCUAUCCAGAAACUCCGAGAGACCGAGGAGAUGUUGGCCAAAAAACAGGAAUUUCUAGAGAAGAAAGUGGAGCAGGAGCUCUUAACGGCGAAGAAGAACGGCACGAAAAACAAACGAGCGGCUCUGCAGGCCUUGAAAAGGAAGAAGCGCUAUGAGAAGCAGCUGCAUCAGAUCGACGGGACGUUGUCUACCAUUGAAUUCCAGAGGGAGGCGCUAGAGAAUGCCAACACCAACACAGAAGUGCUCAAGAACAUGAGCAUUGCAGCCAAGGCAAUGGAGGCUGCACACCAACACAUGGACAUCAACAAAGUAGACGAACUGAUGGCGGACAUCACAGAACAACAGGAAGUGGCCCAAGAAAUCUCAGAUGUAAUUUCCAGACCGAUUGGUUUCGGAGAAGAGUAUGACGAGGAUGAGCUUAUGGCUGAGCUGGAGGAUCUGGAACAGGAAGAGCUGGAUAAAAAUCUUCUGGAAAUCGAAGGAACAGAGGACGUUCCUCUACCCAGUGUACCAUCUACAUCACUACCAGCUAGACCAGCCAAGAAGAAGGAGGAAGAAGACGAGGAUGACAUGGCGGACCUGGAGGCCUGGGCGGCUAACUAAGCUAGCUUGCCCUGCUAGCUAGCUAGCACCCCUCUCCUGUCUGUCUCUGUGCUAUAAGGCUUCUCCCAGACAUCUGGAAGAGAGACAUGGACUCUGGGCUCCUGGGCUGGCUGCUAGCAUGCUGCUCUGUCGUGAAGGCUAUGUCCCAAUAUCUAACCAUACCCCAACCCCAAAGUAUGCACUUGUGCACAUAUUCACUGACUUAAAAUGAACCAAGGUUUUUCUUCUCUGAUUAAUGUAACAGUAAAAAUCUCUUUGCUCCAGCUGUACACUUAUCUGUUUCUAAAGGGCAGAGACUAUGGAAGGGCAGAUGUCGUGCCCUGACAGCCUGCGUUUAUGUAUUGAAAAAUCUCUUUUUGAGAAAGGCCACUUAUAGGGCAAGAGAGUGCAAGUGCAUACUUCCAGGGAAGGGUGUUUGGAGGAACAGGACGAGGCUUGUUUCUGGGAGCAAUGUGAAGAAUAAACAAAUGUUUGGGAAAAAAAGCGAAAACACAAAGACGAAGAGUCAGCCAUUUUUCUGCUUCCUGCGUUGUCAUCUCUCUGCUCUUCUACAGUGAUGACGACAACCCAUCGUCUUCACCAUCUCUGCUAAAUCUCAGCAGCAGCAAAAAAAAAACAGAUGAAUGAUGAAAAUGUAGGACUUUCUUACUGACGUAUCGCUGUCAAACUACCAAAAAGAUUACGUGUUACAGCAACAUUGUGUAAAGAGAGGAUCCAGGGUUUGAUCCCUCUGUCAGCCAUAUCUCCUACCCAAGUGUCCACAGGCAACUUCUUCAUUUGGCACUCUGGAUCUAAUCAGUUAAAUUCCUAAAAUGCCAUAUGAGGGGGGAAAAGGAGCAUUGUCAAUAGAAAGGGCAUGUUUUCCCAUUACUCAACAUUACAGUGGCACCAGUGCCUGGUUAUAAUCAAUGCCAUCAGUGAGGCUUCCAGUAUGGACUUGGACGCUGAUACUGGAUCCUUUGCAGCUGCUUUUCUCAAGCAGACAUGACUGCCUCAAGCAGUAAUAGUGACUUUUCUUCAGUCUGUGAAUGUUAAUCAUUAGCUAGCAGGCUAAUUUACCAAAGUAAGUGCUUACACCAACAAGCUGAUAAAGCCAACAAGCUUGUACCAUAAACAUGUUUACAGCCAGUUUCAGCCUCUACAGCUAACUUCCCUUUUCAUGAAACCUUCACAGGGGGUGAAUGUUUAUAUAAAUCACCUGUUUAAAUUUUAUUAAGGUUUAAAAGUGCCCAUAUUCAAGGGCAGUGCCACUUUGGGUCACCUCUAACUCCAGAAAUCCAGGAUAGCAACAGCCGAAAUGCCAAGCUCAAGGCUUCAAACAGGAGUCCGCAAACGAAUCGGCGAUGUCAUGGUACUUACAGUCAAUAUUUUUGUACAGGCUAAGCGUGUGACCCUUCAAAACAAGUUGUGGACCUCUAAUAUGGCUGCCAGAGGGCAUAUUACAAACAAGCCCCCAGGAAGUGUGCUAAGCUUUGAAGACGAUUCCGGAUCCGUCACAUGAUGCUGUUGGCAUGAAUGUAUAAAGAGAACUGGAUACAGCGUUGAACGUGGGGCCCUUUUCAUCCCAUGUAAGUUACUCAGUGGUGCAUUAAGCCAGAAAAGAUUAAUUACCGUUUAUAAAGUUAAUAAUGAUCGGCACCGCUUCUACAUGGUGUGGCCCACAAGCUGGCUACUUCCCGUUAAGCGCUCCACUGACUUGAAUGGGGAUAAAAAGAUUUAAUCAUGACAGUGUAAUAACACUGUUUGGCUGCACCAUUAAAUCAUUUCAAUCAUUCAGUCAUUUCUGAUUUAAGUUAGCGGAGUGCUAAACCAGAAGUUAGCCACUUGUCUCGCAAAAGCCUGUAUUGUUUCUGCUGUGUGGGCUCAACCAUGUAGAAGAUCUGGGUAAUUUUACAUUCAGGAAGUCUUUACAGGAGCCCCACCUUCAACGCUGGAUCCAGUGCUCUUUAUACAUCCAUGAUUACAACACGUUGGAAGACUUUAGUUUGUGCCUGACGCCUCCAGCGCCUCAUUUGUCUGUUCAGCAGCGAUGCACUUUGAGAAAGUCCUACAUUUGUUGAACUUAAAGAUAAUGUGUGUGAGUGUGUGUGAUGUUUUUCAGCCUUUUGACACAGUGACCUCUUGUGAAUAUUAAGUCGAAUUAAAAUGGUGAGCUGACGUCUUUUUUUUUUUUUUAAUUUGCUCUUGACUCACCUGUAGUGUGAAACUCAUUCAGACACUGAGACAUACACGGUGGUCUUCAUGAUAAACCUUUGGCUCACUGCCUCAUUACUCAUGACUGUAGCUACACUUCUCUCCUGUCAGCAGACACAUUUAUGCAUGGACGGACUGGAGUCGAUCCACAAGCAAACAGAUGGUUAAGACAGUAAUUUGAACAUGACUGAAGUCUUUAAAGUCCCACUCCAGACACGUUUUGAAGUAUAAAUACUUAAACUAGUAUUUUGUCUAACGUGGUUUUCCCGCAUAAUAAAAACAAUUCUGUUUCCAGUGAAACAUGGCUAGCUUUAGAGAAACCAUUGAAGCGAUUCAGCCAUACAUGUUCGAGCCUCAGUCAGACCGGCUAGCUAGCGGAAAGAAACUCCAGGGUCCAGUUUACAUCUCUACCAUGUCUACUGUCAGAACUUUCACUAUGCUAACUCUGCUCUCUGUACUGCCAGGUCCGCUCUGCGCUGGAGGUUUCAGGUUUCUUUUCCAGAGUUGUGUUGACAUCUGUUCCCCUGACAACGAGAGUUUCCUAUAUUCGACAGCAAUUGGCUUUCGUAUUACUGACACACCUUAUCUAGCUCGCCCGAGCUAUGUUUGAAUGUCAGAUUUUAGGGAAGUGCACAGACAUUGUCCCCUUCAGUAGAAGAACGUGAGGUCAGACAUUUUGGGGCCAUAAACGUAAGAAAAACAUUCUUGAGUGGAGAGGGACUUUAAAUGAAGUCAUUGUAAACACAGUAUGUCCUUAUUUCUAAGCUGAUCGACCCCAGUCCUGAUAUUUAAAGGUAUACUAUGCAGGAAUGCCAGUUACAACAUUCUCUUUUGGCCCCUCCUCCCGACACUGCUUGUACGUACACUCCAAGCUAUUGACAAAGGAAAGCUACAUUUGCAGUAAUGGAAAAGCUGAUACUUAAACAAGCUGACAAAGCUAACCACUGGCACUUAGCCAUACCUCUUCUUCCCCAUCAUCCUUCAGGGCUCACCAGAGGAAAUGAAAGUGAAACCCAAUCACAGAUUCAUCUUGUUUUGGAGCGAGCUCUGUCCACUUCUCCUCACUAUAUUUGCAUUUUUUUUCCCAGCACUUUGUCCACAAUUUCCAUAACUUCCUCUUGGAUAUGUGCUGAUACGACCUGGUUGCUACUAUUUUAUAAAGUCUUCAACUUCCUUGUGUGCUGGUAUUAGCUGGGAGCUGCACCCAGGAACAUCCUGAACACAGAAAGAUAAGAAGAAAACAUGACAAUACAGGGAGAGUGCAGAUAAAAACACCACCACACACCUCUAGUGCGUCAUAAGUGAUGAUCAAGAGGGAUUACUACUUUUGAGGUACAUCCUGCCUAGUAUACCUUUAAAGACACCAUUAAAAAGAAACUUGCGUACGCCAAUAGAGUUUAUUUUCCUUUCUUCUGUUUACCUCAAAUUUCAUAUUCUCUCUGGCUGUACAGAAACAGUGUGACCUGUAGCCGGUUCGCCAUGUCACUCUGUGACUGGGGUUGUGUACAAUAAAACUCGGUGCAAGUAUCA
Messenger RNA from Epinephelus moara (kelp grouper), 4588 nucleotides. RefSeq names its product charged multivesicular body protein 4Ba (gene chmp4ba). The coding region runs from base 197 to 865 and encodes 222 amino acids. The record is from RefSeq and is a predicted model, not a curated record. Gene Ontology annotation, biological process: late endosome to vacuole transport via multivesicular body sorting pathway; vesicle budding from membrane. Lineage: Eukaryota; Metazoa; Chordata; Actinopteri; Perciformes; Serranidae. The transcript has 5 exons. Gene Ontology annotation, cellular component: ESCRT III complex; cytoplasmic side of plasma membrane; multivesicular body.